Molecule: messenger RNA, 1552 nt
Organism: Vanessa atalanta (red admiral)
Lineage: Eukaryota; Metazoa; Arthropoda; Insecta; Lepidoptera; Nymphalidae
Gene: Idh3a
Product: probable isocitrate dehydrogenase [NAD] subunit alpha, mitochondrial
Exons: 7
Coding region: 115-1182 (355 amino acids)
Biological process (GO): isocitrate metabolic process; tricarboxylic acid cycle
Cellular component (GO): mitochondrion
Molecular function (GO): magnesium ion binding; NAD binding; isocitrate dehydrogenase (NAD+) activity
Source: RefSeq, a predicted model, not a curated record
UCGACCUUGACAGUUAUUUCCGGUCAUGCGUCGUCGUUGUCGAGUUCGCAGUAUCCUUCCCCUCCGCCGCUCCACCGCGGAGUCUCUCGUCUUCGUAAAAUAAAAUUUAGUGAAAUGGCUGCGAGAAUUAUCAGAAAAAUUGUCCCGGCGGGCCGAGCUGGUACCGCUCAGUACAGCACGGGAGUACGGAAGGUGACCCUUAUUCCCGGCCACGGGAUCGGGCCCGAGAUCACUGUUGCCGUUCAGAAAAUAUUCGAAGCUGCCAAAGUUCCGAUUGAAUGGGACGAGGUGGACGUCACAGCUGUUAGAGGACCAGAUGGCAAAUUCGGUAUACCUCAGCGGGCAAUCGACUCUGUCAAUGAAAACAAGAUUGGUCUGAAAGGGCCAUUAAUGACCCCCGUUGGAAAGGGCUACCGCUCUCUCAACUUGGCACUCCGUAAGGAGUUUGACCUCUAUGCUAACGUCAGGCCCUGCAAAAGUUUAGAUGGAAUCAAAACCCUAUAUGACAACGUAGACGUAGUCACGAUCAGAGAGAACACCGAGGGUGAGUACUCCGGCAUCGAGCACGAGAUCGUGGACGGCGUGGUGCAGUCCAUCAAGCUGAUCACGGAGGAGGCCAGUAAGAGGGUGGCGCAGUUCGCCUUCCAGUUCGCGAGGGACAACAAGAGGAAGAAGGUGACGGCCGUCCACAAGGCUAACAUCAUGCGAAUGUCGGAUGGUCUGUUCCUGAGGUGUUGUCGUGACCUUGCGACUCAGUACCCGGACGUCAAGUUUGAGGAGCGGUAUCUCGACACCGUUUGCCUCAACAUGGUCCAGGAUCCUUCCAAGUUCGAUGUUCUGGUGAUGCCGAACCUGUACGGAGACAUCAUGUCGGACAUGUGCUCGGGGCUGGUGGGCGGCCUGGGCCUCACGCCCUCCGGCAACAUCGGCAAGAACGGCGCGCUCUUCGAGUCCGUCCAUGGAACAGCUCCCGACAUCGCUGGCAAAGAUAUGGCUAACCCCACAGCUUUACUCCUGUCCGCCAUCAUGAUGUUAAGGCAUUUACAGCUUAAUGAACACGCUGAUAAAGUUCAAAAUGCCUGCUACGAAGUGUUGCGCGAAGGAAAGUCUCUUACCGGCGAUCUUGGUGGUACUGGCAAAUGCAGCGAAUACACCAAUGCAAUUAUUUCGAAAUUAAAUUAAUUAUAACGCAUGGUAGGUUUUUCCCGCCCUUUUGGACUUAGGAAAUAAAAAAAUGUUACCAGAGCCUUGGACGAUGAUUCAAAUUGUGAAUAUGGCGGCAUAGUAUUAUUUUUUUAGUUAAAAUUUACCGCAAUUACGUCAAUCACGUAGACAAAGCAGCGAUAUAAAAUGCCAAAGUACACUUUCACCUUGAGCGCAAUUCAUUCAUUUAAGUAUUUAUUGAAUGAAUUACAUAAGCAAUUAAUUUUAAAACAAAAACUUUGUUAUCCUAAAGAAUUAUAAUCAUUAUUUAUUAGAACUUGACACUAAAGAGUUUCUUUGUCAAACAAGGAAUGAAAUAAAAUUUCAAAUAAACCAUUUAUUAAAAAUU